AUGUUCGCACCCGGCCCAGGCAUCAAAGAAGCUCGGGCCCUCGACGAGAGUCUCCUGGACAACUGGGACUAUCCUGACGGUCAUUACCGCAUCAUUCUCGGCGAGCUCUUGGACGGUCGUUACGCUGUUGAACAACAAAUCGGCAAAGGGACCUUCGCAACUGUGGUGAGGGCUGUUGAUACCGAGACCGGACUCAAAGUCGCCAUCAAGAUUGCAUGCAACAAUCAGACCAUGUACAAAGCUGGCCAGAAAGAAAUGGAGAUGGUGACUCUACUCAACGAGCAGGACCCGAAAGACAAGAAGCACAUCAUCCGCCUGCUCCGCAACUUCGACCACAAGGCCCAUCUCUGCUUGGUGUUUGAAAACCUGAGCGCAGAUCUCCGUGAAGUACUCAAGAAGUUUGGCCGCAAUGUCGGGAUCACGUCGGAGGCUAUCAAGGCCUAUGCCCCUCAGAUGUUCUCUGCCCUCGGUCUUCUGAAGGAGUCUGAGAUUCUCCACGCCGACCUGAAGCCGGACAACAUUCUCGUCAACGAGAAGCGCAACUGGCUCAAGAUCUGUGAUUUGGGCACUGCCUCGUUCGCAAGGGAUGCGGAAGUCACGCCGUACCUGGUGUCUCGAUUCUAUCGCGCCCCGGAGGUCAUUCUCGGCAUGGAAUUCGACUAUGCCAUCGACAUGUGGUCGAUCGGGUGUACACUCUUCGAGCUCUACACCGGUCGCAUUCUCUUCGCGGGAGCGGACAACAACCAAAUGCUGCGCGUCAUCCAAGAGUGCCGCGGUCGCAUCCCGAACCGUCUGCUCAAGCGUUCCACGCUGGCAGAUAAGCACUUUGACAACGACGGCAAUUUCUUCUCGCAGGAGCGAGACAACCUCACGGGAAAGGUGGGCCUCCGCCAGCUGAACUUUAACAAGACCGCCCCUGGCAAAGACCUCCGCUCACGCCUGUCCGGUAACACCAAAGGCAUGACGCCAGAGGAGGCCAAGAAGCAUGUUGCAUUUGUUGAUCUGCUGGACAAGUGCCUGCAGUUGGACCCCGUGCGCAGGAUCAAUCCGAACGAUGCCAAAAAGCAUCCUUUCUUCGAGGAUUCGACAAGCAGGCCGACGCAUGAGAAGGCGGUGAAGAAGGUUGUGGGCGCGGUGCCGCGGAAGGUAUGA
Neohortaea acidophila is the source of this 1152-nucleotide messenger RNA. RefSeq names its product kinase-like domain-containing protein. Gene Ontology annotation, molecular function: ATP binding; protein serine/threonine kinase activity. The record is from RefSeq and is a predicted model, not a curated record. Bases 1 to 1152 code for a protein of 383 amino acids. NCBI's taxonomy places the organism in Eukaryota, Fungi, Ascomycota, Dothideomycetes, Mycosphaerellales, Teratosphaeriaceae. The transcript has a single exon. Gene Ontology annotation, biological process: peptidyl-serine phosphorylation; peptidyl-threonine phosphorylation.